AUGCGCCCUGCGAGGAGUUGCAGUGGCUCACAGCGCACAGUUGGUCUAUACGCGUGUGUGCGAUUCAGUGUGUUUGAUCUAGGCUCGUGCUCUCGCAACAAGUACACAAUAAUCAGCUUUAAGUUCUUGCUCUCCUUAAGGGAUCCAAGUAUAUCCAGCGAUCAUCCACAUUCAAAAAAAUUUCUCAAACGACAAUGAGCGAACCGCAGUGUAAGAAAAGCAAGAUGACGAGCACGUUGGACCAGCUCAAGGCGAUGACCACUGUAGUCGCCGACACCGGUGAUUUCGAAGCUAUGGAGCAGUUUAAGCCUACAGAUGCUACAACCAAUCCUUCCUUAAUUUUGGCAUCAGCGAGUCAAAAGAAAUAUGCUCACUUGGUAGACAAAGCCGUGCAUUUUGGCAAAAAAGCUGCAUCAACACUGAAAGGACAAACAGAGGCGGCAAUCGAUUACACUUGUGUUAUGUUCGGUCAAGAGAUUUUGAAAAUCAUUCCUGGUCGAGUUUCUAUCGAAGUUGAUGCUCGAUUGUCAUUCGAUAAGCAAGCUAGUAUCACAAGGGCGAGGAAAAUUAUUUCGAUUUUCGAAGAGGCUGGCGUUAGCAAAGAGCGUAUUCUCAUCAAACUGGCAUCUACUUGGGAAGGAAUUCAAGCUGCCAAAGAACUUGAAGAAAAAUAUGGAAUUCAUUGUAAUUUAACUCUUCUCUUUUCGUUUGCACAAGCAGUUGCUUGCGCUGAAGCUGGAGUUACUCUUAUUUCUCCGUUCGUCGGCAGAAUUUUAGAUUGGUACGUGGCUAACACUGAUAAGAAAACCUAUGAAGCUAAAGAGGACCCUGGAGUAAUAUCUGUUACUAAGAUUUACAAUUACUACAAGAAGUUUGGUUAUAAAACCGUAGUAAUGGGGGCGUCUUUUAGAAAUGCUGAUGAAAUCAAAGCUCUCGCUGGUUGUGAUUUUCUAACUAUCUCUCCAAAACUUUUGGAGGAACUUGAUAAAAGUAGCGAUCCACUGCCUCGAAUACUUAAUCAAGAAACAGCUAAAAACUCAGAUGUACAAAAGAUAAGCUUUGAUGAAGCCACAUUUAGAUGGCACAUGAAUGAAGACCAGAUGGCAACAGAUAAACUUAGCGAUGGAAUUCGUAAAUUCGCUGUUGAUAUCCGUAAAUUGGAAAAACUUUUACAAGAAAAGCUUCAAUGUUAAAUAUGUAGAACUGCUUCAAAUUUUUUAUUUUUAAGUACAUUGUUAAAAUAAGAUUUUUAAUAUUAUACAGUUUUGGAAUUUUACGUAUUGUGUAUAUACAUUUUACAGUAAAAGAGCUCGAUAUUUGUAAAGUUCAAUUUUAUUGAAAAUAUAUAUUUAUAAGGAAACUUAAAUAGUGUGGCC
Phymastichus coffea is the source of this 1376-nucleotide messenger RNA. RefSeq names its product transaldolase (gene Taldo). Gene Ontology annotation, biological process: carbohydrate metabolic process; pentose-phosphate shunt; pentose-phosphate shunt, non-oxidative branch. Gene Ontology annotation, cellular component: intracellular anatomical structure; cytoplasm. Lineage: Eukaryota; Metazoa; Arthropoda; Insecta; Hymenoptera; Eulophidae. The coding region runs from base 195 to 1193 and encodes 332 amino acids. Gene Ontology annotation, molecular function: transaldolase activity. The record is from RefSeq and is a predicted model, not a curated record. The transcript has 6 exons.